UGAGACUCCAUUGGAUUGUAAUCAUCGUCAUGUCGGAUUUAUGUAAACUACAACAUUGUAACAAAAUGGCGACUGUUUAGGUCACGUCAGUAAUGCAGGACAGCACUGUUAUUUCUUACAACUCAACUGAUACAAGUCAAGGUCGUUGGGUAACAGUCCAAACCUUCAAGGAAUUUACAUUCGGGCUACUUCUGUCUUCUUUUGUGAGGUGACGUGAGUUUGGAUGAAGAUUUACAGGAGGAUUGUAAAUGUAUUAAUGCCGAGGUGGAACAGUACCUAUAUUUUUUUUGUUGUUGUUGACCUUUUCAUGAUGUGCUGGAUGUACCAAAUGUUUCACAACAAGAGGGAAUCUCUAUGGGUAAUUUUUUCCUGAAUAUCAUCGAUUUAACCAUGGCGAAACUUACCAAUCCUCUAUAUACAGAGUGGAUUCUAGAAGCAAUACAGAAAAUCAAAAGGCAAAAACAGAGGCCUUCCGAGGAGCGGAUUUGUCAUGCGGUGGCUACCUCGCACAGAUUGGGCAAGCGGACCGUUCUGGAGCAGUUGGAGUUAAGUGUUCACCAUGGUUCCAUUCUCAAAGUCACCAAUAAGGGGAACGUGUCGUACAAAGACCCCGAGCACCCUGGGAGAGGAUUAUUAUCACCAUCAUCAUCGUCAUCGCUCAAACCUGUAAGUGCAAACCUCUCUAUUGCAUCAUCUAAAGGAUCUAUAUGGAAACAGAGUGACCUACGUGGCGUUGAUUGGAAUAAAGUCCUGAGGAGGGCCAUUGAGGGUCUGGACGAUAGCCGUGGUUCCUCUCUGAAGAACAUCCAGAGGUACCUAAGGAACCAGGAUGAUCCAUCACACGUCCAGGACAACCCAGGGUUCCAGCAGAGGUUACGGCUGGCCGCUAAAUGGGCGGUCAAAAACGGCCGGCUGGCGAAGGAUGGUCCGCGCUACAGGUUGAACCAGGGAGUUAAUGGAGCUGAGGGUAGGAGCCAGAGUUGUCCAGGUGCUUCCCCAUUGGCUCUUCUGUGUGUCACUCUUCUUCCACAUGAGAGCGACCAGCUACGCGCUGACCCCAUCCCAAUAUGCAGUUUCUGUUUGGGAACGAAAGAGUCCAAUCGGGACAAGAGGUCAGAGGAGCUUCUGUCCUGUGCAGACUGUGGAAGCAGCGGGCACCCGUCUUGUUUGAAGUUUUCCCCAGAGCUGACCACUAACGCCAAGAGAUUGCGAUGGCAAUGUAUAGAAUGUAAAACAUGUAGCUCCUGUCAAAUGCAAGGCAGAAACGCUGAUGAGAUGCUGUUCUGUGACUCCUGUGAUCGGGGGUUUCACAUGGAGUGCUGCGACCCGCCUCUCUUAAGGAUGCCAACAGGUACCUGGGUCUGUCAGGUCUGCAGGCCCAAGGAAAAUGGAAAGACAUUUCUGCAUAUGAAAGCCGAUCAGAUCAAACGUCGCUAUGCAAAGCCAAUCGGGAGGCCCAGAAAUAAGCUCAAACAAAGAAUGUCUGUAAGCAGUGGUGCCGGCUCCGUGCUAGCCCGGGGAGGAAGGGGGUCACCUGGUAGGGGUCAAAAGCUUACCGUCUGUUCCACACCUUCAUCUGGUCAUGCAGCAUCUGUGAAGAACUCCACAGACAGAUUGGCUGUUGCUACAGCUGACCCCUGUUGGGCAGGUGACGCUGUCACCCCUCCUCCCCAAUUCACCACCUCCUCCUCCACCCUCUCCACCACUCCCCCCCUCACGCCCACCUCGUCCUCCUCCUCCACCCCAACAGCUAUACUCACCGUUAACAAGAAAACCAAAGGGCUUAUCGACGGGCUUUCCAAAUUCUUUACACCCUCGCCUGUCGGUCGUAGGUCGUCGCGAGCCGGCGAGAUCUUAGACCCCUCAGCCUCGAAAGGGUCACAGUCUUGUUGUCCUGCUAGGAAAAAGCCUGUCCCUCCGCCAGAACUAUGGAAACUAAGUCCAUCUCCGUCAGUUGUUGUUGGCAUGGCUGCAAAGCUAACCACCACCACCCUAUCUCCCUGUACACUCCCCCUCUCUCCCCCACCCACGUUGCCUGGACAGGGCUCCACCACCUCCCAGGUAUUCUCCACCUCUGCUAACUCCCCCCAGAGUUCUUCCAGCCAGUCUAGUGUCCCCUCCCUUACUAUUUUGUCUGAUCACAACCAGCUUAAGGGACUCUUUGACGGACUCUCCCAUAUCUAUACCACUCAGGGACAGUCUCGGAAAAAGGGACUGCCUUGCUAUGCACCACCUAAGCGCAGGCACCAUAAGGCAUCCAAAACGUGUCCUCUCAUUCCCCAUCCUUCCCAGCAGCACCUUGGAAAGAAAGAGAGAAUAAAGAAUCGGUUGCUUUUGUUGUCCCAUUCAUCUCCUAACGCCUCUUCCCAUCCUGGGCACGGCCGGCCAAGGGGGCGCCCCUUUAAGUUGGUCAGUCAUUUCAGACGUAACCCCUUUUUUAAAAAGCACAGAAUGCUAGGCAGGCUAAGAUGUAGAAUGACCCCUCAGAAGGGAACCCAGGAAAUGACCCCUCAGAAGGGAACCCAGGAAACACCAGGAAAGGGAGACAUGACAGACGAAGGAAGAAUUAAGACAGAGCACCAUCAUGGCAGUGAAGUGGGGCUGAGGGUGAAGCAGGAACCUGGUUUUGUGGCCGUCUCCAGGGAACACGUCACAGAGGAAGACGUGGAGAUAUUCACACAGGUCCAAGAGCUCUCGUCGCAGAGAAAUGGAACCAUGGCCAUCACUGACUAUGGACGAUUCCCUGCCUUCAUAGAGUUUGGGAAGUAUUGUAUCCAAACUUGGUACUCUUCUCCUUACCCACCUGAAUACUCGAGAUUGCAAAAGCUUUACCUGUGUGAGUUCUGUCUGAAGUACAUGAGAAGCAAAAACAUCCUACAGCGACACACCAAGAAGUGUGGCUGCUUUCACCCUCCGGCCAAUGAGAUUUACAGGAAGGACGACCUUUCAGUGUUCGAGGUUGACGGAAAUGUCAGCAAGCUCUUCUGCCAAAACCUCUGCCUGUUAGCCAAGCUGUUCCUCGAUCACAAGACCCUAUAUUACGACGUGGAGCCUUUCCUUUUUUACAUACUAACAAAGAACGACGACAAAGGAUGUCACCUUGUGGGUUAUUUCUCCAAGGAAAAGCUUUGCCAGCAGAAGUACAAUGUCUCCUGUAUAAUGAUCAUGCCUCAGUACCAAAGGCAAGGCUUUGGAAGGUUCCUCAUUGAUUUCAGUUACCUUCUCACGAGGCAGGAAGGACAAGCUGGCUCCCCAGAGAAGCCUCUGUCAGAUCUGGGUCGCUUAUCCUACCUGGCAUAUUGGAAAAGUGUCAUGGUGGAGUACCUCUAUAAGCAGCCAGAUAAACACAUCAGCAUUAAAGGAAUAAGCAAGGCCACUGGGAUGUGCCCACAUGACAUUACUGCUACUCUCCAAAACCUCCGCAUGAUUGACAGACAGGACGGCAGGUUUGUGGUGAUCCGAAGAGAGCGAUUGAUCCAGAGACACAUGGAGAAGCUGCGAGUCACCCCCAGGCUGAACCAGGUCGACCCUGACGCCCUGCACUGGACCCCCGCUGUGGCCCUCAACUCUGUCCUGUCUGAGGAGGAGAGAGAGGCUGAGAUGGAUGCUGAGCGACUUAAGGAGCAGGCUAGUUGUUGGGAGAAGGAGGAGAGAGAGGUGGUCUACCUGAUGACUCACCCUCGUCCUCCCACUAAGGUCUACAGUAAGAAGCCCUACAGAACCUACCAGCGUCACCACGCCGCCGGAGAACAAGGCUUGCGCGUCUCUGAGGAGUGCAGUGAGGACGAUGAGGAUGGUUUUGAUUGGUCGCUACCCAUCCUAGCAAAGGCCCACACCGUACUUGGAGUCAAGAGAAAGAGAGAUGAGAGAGCUCUGGUCCUCAAGAAGAGAGGUCAGGAGAGGAGAGGGAUAAGUAGCAGUGUGACAACUGAGACCAUCUCGGAGACGACGGAGGUUCUGAAGGAACCGUUUGCCAACUCGUCGGACGAGAGGCCCCUGUUGGAGAGGACCUGCAGGGUGGGAGAGACUGAGGAGGAGCUGCUUAGGAAACCAGUAAAGAGACGCAGAGGUCGUCCACGACUAGAGAAAAACAUGUACAGAGACAAUCACUGGAACGAAGGGGCCGGUGUGCUAGUGAAGAAACCGGGCAGACCUCGAGCAGUAAAGCGCAAGAAGGGCUGGCCCAAAGGAGUGAAACGGGGGCCUCCAAAAUGGCGUCUGAAGAAGGAGAGGAAGAUGGGAUUCAAGCUGAACCUGUACACACCCCCGGAGACGCCGCUGGAGGCCGAGGAGCCCCACAUCCAGGCCGAAGAGCCAAAGGAGGAGCUGGACCAGGCCUCUCCCAUCACGGAGGCAGGGUUAGAGCCCGGCAGAGGCCUGGCCAGCCGGGAGAUGGACAAGAAUCUAGCCCUGGAGCCUUCAGAGCCACAAAGUCCCAUGGAGGAAGAGCACUCCCCUGGGUUGUCUCCUGUGACUUCUCCCAUGGCCUGUUCUCUGGUAGCCUCCCCUAUAGCCUCUAGAGAUAGCUCCCCCGUCUGCUCCCCCAUCUGCUCCCCCGUCUGCUCCCCCGCCUGCUCCCCCAGUCGUGACAACAGUCAGGAGGUGUCAGAGCCACCAGAGGAUGACCCACAGGACAAGGAGCACGGGGCCUCUCCAUCCCCCUCUCUGUCUCCACCCAAAGAGCUGAAACACAGCACUGAACAAUCGGCUGAGGAGGAAGAGGCCACGCACCUGGAUGCAGACGAUGAAGACGAAAGUCACAUUGAGUCGACAGCAGAGCUAGAGCAACACGUAGACGUGCAGCAGCUGGAGCCAGGACCUCGUGAAGAGCCUCCUAAAGCCCAGUCCUACAUCCCAGCCGCUUUUCUCCAUCUGAACCGUGAGGAUUAUGAACAAUGUCAGAAGGAGGAGUCCAUAGUCGUGACUUAUCGGUGCGAGCAGCCUGCCAACACCGGAGAAGAGAGAAGCAAACAUAUCCAGGAACAGGCGCCUACAACAGCAGCAGCAGUAGCUGUAGUCUCCGACCACCCUGUUGACUCAGAGAGCAGCAGUCAGAAGGCUCCUCACCAGCCACAGCAGACACAGAACGCUAGAGAGACGCUUGGAGCGCUGAGUCCUGCUGUCGUACUAAGAGACAGAGAGGAGAACAGAGAUGAGAUGGAUCCCCCGGUGUACCCUGAGCCUGAUGUGGACCAGGAGACAGCCCAGGCCGUACAGAGCCUCACCCAGGAGACGGAGCGCGACCCAGAGACAGAUAGCGUCAGCUGUGUGUUCCACCAGGACUGUGUGGAGAGAGAGACCCAGGAGGCAUGCCGGAGCCUACAGACUUACACCCACCACGUGACCCCCCAGAGUCCCCCUCACACCCUAACUUCGCUGGACGAAUGCUGCCCCCAGUCUGACCACAGCAGCCCCCUGUCCUCGGCCCACUCACACCCCAGCCAGUCAGUGCGCUCCGUCAGCAGUCCGGUUGUGUCCACCCUGGAGAGUAGUGGAGGCAGCGUUCCGGUUGUGUCCACCCUGGAGAGUAGUGGAGGCAGCGUUCCGGUUGUGUCCACCCUGGAGAGUAGUGGAGGCAGCGUUCCGGUUGUGUCCACCCUGGAGAGUAGUGGAGGCAGCGUUCUGGCUGUGUCCACCCUGGAGAGUAGUGGAGGCAGCGUUCCGGUUGUGUCCACCCUGGAGAGUAGUGGAGGCAGCGUUCCGGUUGUGUCCACCCUGGAGAGUAGUGGAGGCAGCGUUCUGGUUGUGUCCACCCUGGAGAGUAGUGGAGGCAGCGUUCCGGUUGUGUCCACCCUGGAGAGUAGUGGAGGCAGCGUUCCGGUUGUGUCCACCCUGGAGAGUAGUGGAGGCAGCGUUCCGGUUGUGUCCACCCUGGAGAGUAGUGGAGGCUACACCCAGAUUAGCCCAGACCACGCCUCCAUCUCUGUCCCCUCCUCCCUCCACAACAUGGCAACCAGCCCCAUGAUGGAUGUGCCGUCAGUGUCAGACCACUCGUCCCAGCAGGUGGUGGACAGCGGCUUCAGUGACCUGGGCUCCAUCGAGAGCACCACAGAGAACUACGAGAACCCCAGCUCCUAUGACUCCACUCUGGGGGGCAGCAUCUGCGGCGGGGCCGGGGGUCCCUCUCAGAACAGCUGCUCCUACGGGCCCCUCCCCCCUAGCGGCCUGGCGCAGAGCAGCUGUGCCGUCAACCCUGGCAGCUGUGGUAUGAUUCAGCAGAAUAACCUGAGCUCCCCGCAGCACUGCAACGUCAAGUCACCACAGGGCUGUGUGGGAGUGGUGGAGAGACCACCGAGUCACAGCCAACACAGUCACAGCCAACACAGUCACAGCCAACACAGUCACAGCCAACACAGUCACAGUCAUACAAUCCCACACAACCCCUAUGGCCAUACUAGGCACACAAUCACUCCACACAGUCUGCCUCACGGUGCGCCACACAAUCAACACAGCCAGCUAACGCAACACAACCCAUACACACACCCUGCACACAGCCAGCUACAUAGUGUACGACACAAUCAGCUCAGCCAGCACGGUCAACACACCCUUCACACUCAACACGGCACCAGCCAGCACAGCCACUGUCAACAGCAGACCAUGGCACAGUGUGUCAUUCCCACCAACUUCACAGUGCCCAUGCAGCUAGCUGACAGCCCAGAUUCAAGCAGCUCCAACCUGAGCAGCUUCUAUGACAGGAUGAACCAGGAGGGUUAUAGCAGCGGUCAUUACUCCCAGCCCUCGGCCACCUUCAGCCUGGCCAAACUACAACAGUUGACCAACACCCUGAUCGACCACCCUCAUUCGCUGCCUUUCAACCACUCAGCCUCCCACCCCCACACCAUCACAUCCUAUACAAACAGUGCCUCCCUGUCAUCGCACUCUCAGCACUCUGGCCUGGUGUCUCUAUCCCAGUCCCCACAUCCCCAUGUCCCCCACGGGGUCACUCCUCACCCUGGGGCCUCCCAGGUCCAAGUACAGGCCACCAUGACACCCCCUCCGCCCUCCUCCCACCCCCUUAGCUCCCCUCAGAUGAUGCUACAACGCAACGCCAUGGGUAUCCCCAACAUCACCCCCUCCCAGAGGACUCUACAGGCUCAGAUGGCCUCCGGGGGACACAAGGGCCCCACACACAUCUCCAUGCGCUCCAAGUCAGCAGCCCCUGGUCACUCCGCCCACCAGCAGCAGAUGUACAGCCAUGUCCAUGGGGCCCCCCAGACAGUCUCCAUGCAGGCCCCCUCAUCCCGGACACUUGCUGCCAUGCCCAGGGGCAUGAACAUAAUGCCAGCCUCCUACAACCACGCUGUGAACAUGCCCACUGCCGCCGCCAUCAACCACGCCAUGAAUGGCUACCGCGUCAACGGUGGUUACCCUGGCAGCCAGAUGUCGAGUCAACAGAUGGCUGCGGCCUACAUGAACCAGUCGUCCGGGUCCCAGUACGCCUCUAUGCAGAUGGGCAUGAUGGGAACGCAACCAUACCCCCAACAGCCCAUGCAGGCUCCGCCCCACGGCAACAUGAGGUUCUCUUCAGCUGGUCACCAUGGAUACAUGACCAACGCCGGACCGAUGUCCAAGCAGACACUCAAAGGGCCUUUCGUCAGACGGUAACCCGCGGUUACUAACAUAACAGUUAACGAAAUGAUAACUACCGACAGACUGAAUCAAUCUGACUGGAUGUUUAAAUCACACAAAUGUGCAUUAUUAAUUAUUAUUCUUAUUACUAUUAGUCCCUGAUGCACACAUUUGGCCUUUUGGUUGUUGAUAAUGUUUGUUUGUUGUAAUUUUGUUCAUAGUUACUUAAAAACCAGCACUUAGAAAGAAUGCAGCAAGUUUGAUCAACAAGCAAACUUUCUACAAAAAGCUACUAUCUAUCUAUGUCAAAGUAUUUUUGUUCCUAACAGAUGGGGAAGCCUUACGUCAUAAAGAUGAACAUUUAUUUAAUUAGUAUUAGUUUCCCUGAUCAGUCCGUAGGGCAGGCAGGGUAGGGGGCCGGGGGGGAGACGGGCGAGAGAUUUCAUCACCUGGAGGGAGAGCGCGAGUGUAGUUAUGUAGCAGCCUCAAAACGAAGCCAUCUAAUGUGCCUGCUACAAACAGACUUAAACAAGUGGAUAUUCCUAGAACCUGUUCAGUGUACCUGUCUAACAGUGCUGACAAUUAGUUUGUACUAUACUCAUGCCUUUGUAUAUUUAAAUUAUUGUAGUUAUUUUGUAAAGUGACAAUUAGCAUGCAUCGGUCUUCGGUCUCCAUUAGUAACAGUGUUGUGCUUAAUAGCAAGACAUUUUAAAGACAUGUUGGCCUUUUGUUAGGUUCCCCUCGCUUACAAAGCGGGGAGAAAGAUGAAACUAUAUUUUGUUAAUUCUAAUAAUACUGUAAAAAAACAAAUGUGUCAACUUCUUUAAUCCUGUUGUUCUGUACGGUUGAGAGGUUUUAUUACCAUAUAUGUAUAAUUCUGAAGUCUUUUCUAACAGAUAUCUUUGAUGCAGCGUUCUGUUUUAUAAUACAGGAGACUUCUGGCAAGAUAAAUAAGCAUAUUGCACCCCUCACUCUGAUUUUGUUUUUAAAUUUCAGAGGUGUACCAAUGUCCAAAAGUGUUGACAAAAAAAUAAAAAUAAUAAUAAAGAAAUAUAAAUUUAGUCCUAAGUUGAUAUUUUACAAUUUCUUUAAAAAAAAGUUACAUUUUCAUUCCAUCUGUAGAUUUGUUUUCUAUCUUGAUAAAAUGGUGGAUUUAUAUUUUACAAAGUGUAGGAGAAGAGAGGAUGUAAAUAUACCAAACUAAGCUAACAGAUUGCAUGUAAAAAGCCACUUGUACUUGUGUUUUUGUUAAUAUUGCUCUUUUGUAGCCUUUGUACCUGUACAGAACGGCUGGUAGGGACAGUCACAGGGGGAGACCUGGCUAUGUGCACAAACAAUUGGACAGAAUGACAGUCUUGUAUUUAUGACUUUUCUCCUUUGGCAGUCACUUAUAAAUGCUGUACAUUUUAGCAUAAAAUAAAUGAUGAUUGACCAUG
Messenger RNA from Oncorhynchus gorbuscha (pink salmon), 9005 nucleotides. RefSeq names its product histone acetyltransferase KAT6B-like. NCBI's taxonomy places the organism in Eukaryota, Metazoa, Chordata, Actinopteri, Salmoniformes, Salmonidae. The record is from RefSeq and is a predicted model, not a curated record. Gene Ontology annotation, biological process: nucleosome assembly; regulation of DNA-templated transcription. Gene Ontology annotation, molecular function: DNA binding; histone acetyltransferase activity. Gene Ontology annotation, cellular component: MOZ/MORF histone acetyltransferase complex; nucleosome. The transcript has 18 exons. The coding region runs from base 355 to 7605 and encodes 2416 amino acids.